CACAGCUUUCCAUAUCUUGUCACCCUUUCAAAAAAAUUCCCCUAUCCUCCUCAGACAUCCAAGAGUUCGAAAGACAAGAAGCCUCUCUCUCUUCCAAAACCAAACAUAUCCACGAAAAAUGCGUCUCACUCUUGUUGCCGGAGCCUUUCUCCUGAGUGCUUCCAUCUCAGAAGCGCGUUCUACCGCUCCCAGUAGUCCUGAGAAUGCUCGUACAACGCCGGUUAGACUAGAAGCUCUCAACGUGCGUAUUGGAACGCCUAUCCGUAUUUCCAAGAGGGCAUCUGUCCAAGGAGGCGAUUGGAACACAAGCACAACACAACAAGAUACACUGCCAAAAGUAGACGGGGCCGACUCAACAUCCACCCAGUCCGAAGCUCAUGACACACCCAUCGAUACUGAUCACCCAUCCACCAAAGCCCAUGAUCCCCCCAAGACAUCCCAUCCCAAGCAUACUAGUGACGGCUCGCGGGUUCAUGAAUAUUCUCAGCAUUAUUCAAAACGACGAUCAACAUUAUCGGCCGGGUUCAGGACUACAAUUCCUUCCGUACCAGCAGCAGUUCAGGAGCCACUUGCCUCGGGUAAUCAUUAGGAAAGCUGUCCAAUGUUUACAUCUCCUCCUAGUUAUUUCAGUGCUAUUAAACCUAGUCACUUCAGAACAAAAUAAACCAAAAAAAAU
Molecule: messenger RNA, 676 nt
Organism: Puccinia graminis f. sp. tritici CRL 75-36-700-3
Lineage: Eukaryota; Fungi; Basidiomycota; Pucciniomycetes; Pucciniales; Pucciniaceae
Exons: 2
Coding region: 119-589 (156 amino acids)
Source: RefSeq, a predicted model, not a curated record